Erythranthe guttata (spotted monkey flower) is the source of this 2088-nucleotide messenger RNA. RefSeq lists its product as uncharacterized. The record is from RefSeq and is a predicted model, not a curated record. Lineage: Eukaryota; Viridiplantae; Streptophyta; Magnoliopsida; Lamiales; Phrymaceae. Gene Ontology annotation, molecular function: GTPase activator activity; small GTPase binding. Gene Ontology annotation, biological process: regulation of GTPase activity.
UUUUGGUCAUUUUUUUUAAAAUUAAAACACCCAACAAACAUAAUUCAUUAACUUUGAUAUUCAAUGGCUAAUAGUAGUUUAAUAUCUGAUGUCAUAUUAAUUAGUAUGUGAAGAUUAUUAGCACAACAGAUGUUGGAUGUAAAUACAUAUAUUUGACUACCUCCGUCCAUUUCCGUUUUCUCUUCUUCACCUCCCUUUUCUUCUUUUCAUCAUUUGUUUUAUGCCUCACUUUCACACACAUUUCUUUACCUAAUUUUCCUCCUUCGAUCGGUCUCUUUGUUCAUUUGCUUUUGUCUUCUAUUUUUAGGAAGAUAUACUCAAUAAUAAUACCGUUACUUUUCAUCAUCUGGCCAAAAAUCCAAACUUUUUUCAAAUAUUUGUCCAGAUUCCUUAAGCUCCGCUGUUUUUUUCUAUUUAUUUGUAUGGAUUUUCCUAUGAAGGGUUCCUUUUGAUCCUUCAAUUCUUUUUCUGUUUUUUUUUCUUAUUUCCUCUCAAUUCUUCAAACUUUUGGGAUCUCUUUCUUUAAUUAGUAUUUAUAUGUUUGAUUCCAUAUUCAUCUCUUGCUCUGGGGUCUCUGGCCGGUAAUUAAUUGUAUUCAUUCAAGAAAAGAAAAAAAAAAAAAAAAAAAAGAUGUAUGGAGGGGGAAGUGGGACCCACCAGAGCAAAAGAGAGAUGAGCUUGGAAUACCAGGCACAAAUAUCAAUACUAAGACCAAGUAUCCGUGCAAGAAGAGCAAACAUGACAGUGAAAUUCCAAGAUGUCCAUGGUUUCACAGUUGAAGGGAAUGUUGAUGAUGUGAAUGUGUUGAAUGAGGUUAGAGAGAAGUUGAGGCAACAAUGUAGGGUUUGGUGGGCUUUAGAAGCAAACAAAGGUGUCAAUUGGUAUUUAGAGACACAUGUCUCUUCAACACUUAAGUCUUCUCUCAAAUUCUCUGCAUUGGUGAAUGCCAUCACCCUCAAGAGGCUUAUCAAGAAAGGAAUCCCUCUUAAUUUCCGGCCGAAAGUCUGGUUUUCUUUAUCCGGUGCCGCUAAGAAGAAAUCCACCGUCCCCGACAGUUAUUACAAUGAUAUGACCUCUGCUGUUUUCGAUAUGGUUACCCCUGCUACCAAGCAGAUUGACCAAGAUCUUCCUCGAACUUUCCCUGGUCACCCGUGGUUGGACACUUCAGAUGGGCAUUCUGCACUUCGGCGGGUUCUUGUUGCCUAUUCUUUCAGAGAUUCUGAUGUUGGAUAUUGUCAGGGUCUAAAUUACGUCGCAGCAUUGUUGUUGCUUGUAAUGAAAACGGAAGAAGACGCGUUUUGGAUGCUCGCUGUGCUAUUAGAAAAUGUGCUAUUUAAUGAUUGUUACACAUACAAUUUAUCUGGAUGUCAUGUGGAUCAAAGAGUAUUCCGAGAUUUGCUAGCCAAGAAGUGUCCGAGGAUAGCUACUCAUUUGGAAGGCAUAGACUUUGAUGUUUCUCUUGUUUGCACAGAGUGGUUUUUAUGCCUAUUUUCUAAAAGUUUGCCUUCUGAGACGACUUUGCGUGUGUGGGACAUACUUUUCUAUGAAGGGGCAAAUGUUUUAUUCAAUGUAGCAUUAGCAAUUUUUAAGAUGAACGAAGAAGAGCUGCUUGUGACACAUCAGGUUGGUGAUGUGAUCAAUGUAAUACAGAAAACUACUCAUCACCUAUUUGAUCCCGACGAAUUAUUAACGGUUGCCUUUGACAAGAUAGGGUUUACGACGACCACCACUAUAUCAAAGCAAAGGAAAAAGCAAGAACCGGCAGUCAUGGCGGAGCUUGAUCAGAGAUUAAGACGACUAAACUCCCUUCAUGAAAAUGGUGAUGAAAAUUAAUGAUUUUUUUAUUUUUUUCGGUUUUGUGCUGAAAAUCAUUGGAUUACUGCAGCAAGUAAUAAUAGACAUUUUAUAAAAAAGAAAGAAAUACAAGGUUGUAUUAUGUAUAGUAUAACAUUGGCUGGGCCAAAGUGGUAAACUAGUAGAGUAAAUAUAUAGCUGUAAAUAUAUGUUGUGGAUAUAUGCAUAUUUGCUUGAUUAGUGAAUUUUGCCUCUUGAGUGAAAGUUGGUCCUCCAACUCUAUCACUUCUAAAA